Messenger RNA from Aureobasidium musti, 264 nucleotides. Lineage: Eukaryota; Fungi; Ascomycota; Dothideomycetes; Dothideales; Saccotheciaceae. The record is from the annotation of a GenBank genome assembly.
AUGGACGUAGCCAACUCAGGCCCACUUGCAAGCAUGAUGGAAAACGAAGUACCUGCACCUAGUCAACAGGUCACGUACGAGACACCUGAGGCUCAAGAAUAUCGAGCGAAGAUGAGCAAGAAAAUGGGCACGAGACUCAUGGAUGAUAGCAUCGGUACACGAGUGGAGAGCCCAGGACUCGUUCGCGAUGUGGAUGAAAGUGGUACAACUGGCGUUGGAGGACGGGUACGUGGACGCCAGCGAACAGCAAAGAAUGCGCUAUGA